GAGAGAGAGAGAGAGAGAGAGGAAGAACAGGAGUGAUGAGGAGGGUGCAGAGAGCAAUGCAGGCUGCAGCAGAUACUCAGUAAAGAGAAGAAGAGGAAUGCAAAAAGGGAGAGAGUGUUGGAAGAUCUUGAGACCUCUGUGCAGAGCUGCUCACAUGCAGCUGUCAUUGUGAGCGUGCUCAGACCACCAUGCUGCCCUGCAGGAUGCUCGUCGUCGGUCUUCUCUACUGCUGCAUCAAAGCGGGAGUCAAGACGACCAAACAAGGUAGGAGCUGAAGUGAAGCUCAGUUCUUAAUGCGUGAUGCAUGUGGCUGCAAGAAAACCUUCCUGACUGGUAUCUGUAAGCCUUUUCAGAGAAGAAGAAAAAAGAGUAUUAAGCAGCAGUGUUGAUGUCAUUAGAUAUUCUGAGAAUUAAAUGGACUAAAUCCAGUAUGGCUUAAAUGAUUCCUGCUAUUUACCAUGUGAGUUUGGGUCAGGUGAGCCUUCAUGAGAUUGUAUUCAAUGAUGAUUCAUGAUACAACCAUAGAUCUUUAAACAUUUAUAAUUAUUACAAAAGUUUAUCCUCUUUCUUUAUUGACCCUCGGUGAAAUAAUCUUACAUGUUUCCCAACUGUGAAAUUUUAACAUGAGCUUAAUUAGAAAAUUGGUGUUAAUGCAAUCUUCCUCCAUACAUUUAGGUUCUCAAAGUUAGGGAGGUUUUUUCACAACUCCAAAAAGACACUUAAAAUGCAUGAAGUAGAAUAUAAACAAGUGUAUAGGUUGAAAAUAUUUUAAGUGCAUAGACAAAACAAGCCACACAUGGGCCCCUGCAGAUUCAGAUCUGCACCUGUUUCUAAUAGGAAACUCAUAUCCCACAUGUGAAUAAGAAGCAUACUGCUGUGAAUUCAGUCCAGCUCUGUCGGGAAUUUCCUUUAAUAAGCUCAGAUAUUCUUGGAUUUGAUAAGAGUUGCCGGUUUUAUCUUUGUCUGCAAAAACUUAUGACAUAGAGAGAACGUGUGAAAGAAAAGAAAACAGCAGCACAAAAGCUCUGCUGGCAAACUUUGUUUUGGGGUUUAAACUGUUUGUGUUGUUAAAGCUAGACUGGGUCACUUUCAUCCUCCAGAUACUCUUGAGGUCAGCUGGUAAACAUAUGAGUUCUGAUGAACACACAGAUUUCUUGGUAUGUCUGGGCUUUUUCAAAGUAUCACCUCCUAGUGCCAGCUGGGGCUGCCAGGCAUGUGAGGCUGCCCGGCAGAUUUGAGUGGAACAUGUGAUCUAAGGACAGAGAGAGAGAGAGAGCACAUGAUCGUCUUUGUUAUUUCCGUUUUGGAGAUUCUUUGACAUCAGCAGAUUAUGGGCCAACAGCAUCACUAAUGCUGUGAGAACAGGAUCAGGCAUUGCCAAUUAUUGAAACUUUUACAACUAAACUCAAUGAGAGGAAGAUAAAUAGUUGGAUAAAUGGUUGAAAAGGUUGGACAGUUGAAGAGAUCUGUUUGUUAAAGACGCCAAAAGCCUGAUACAGAGUGUAAGGACUUCCUGGUGUUCCUGGCCUGGAUCCUUGGCCUGUCUAAACAUUAUGAUUGACUAAAGGAUUAUUUGAUCAUGCAGAAGUCAACUAAAGCACCAUCAUCUGGUUGCACUUGUUGAGCCAGACAUAAACAGCAGUAUGGCUGUUGGGUUUGGCUGAAGCAUCGACUGAAUGAGUUUGUGUUUCCUGACUUCUCAGGAAUGAUAAAACUUAAUGAGUCAGUCAAAACAUCUUGAAUCCAGACUAAACUGAUCAGGUUUAAUGAUUUUGUUGUGCUGUUGACCUUUAAGUAACAUCAACACUCUACCAUCAUCUUUAUUUAUAGACGGUGAAAUGGAUGGUUUCCCAUCAGCAUCAGGUGUUUUUGGACCAAACAGUUCUGAGGAAGAACAUUUCCUUGUUGUCACAAUCUUUUUGUUUUGUUUUCGUCUGUUAGUUUGUGGACAUAGUUGUAAGGGUCACGGGAACACUCCCUCUUUGUUUUGGAUGCUCGUCAAGCCAUAAAUUCUACUUGGUCCGGUUGUUAGUACAACCACAAACAGCACAUAUGUAGCACUCAAUAAAAAUCUGGCAUAUGCUAAAAACAAGGUAGUAUGAGGUAUUUUAGAUUCGAGACAACUGCUAUCAAUGCUCAGAAACUAAGACUUGCUUCUACGAGAAACCAACUUGAUAACCAACAUAAUUCACAAUUUUUCCUCCACCUACUUACCCCAUAAUACUCCUCUCUGUAUGAGGCUGAUAUGAGAAGAUAAGAGCGCUGCCACCACUCCUUACCAGUGUUAGCUUUGUGAAUGAAAGAAGUUAUUUUCAUAAGCAACUUAUUUAACAAAACAAUAACAAGCUCAAUGGUAUUUAAAACUCUAACAAACACAUGCCUCAAUGAAAUAUGAGACUGAAGUGCUUGUGAAGGACCAUUAAACAUUCUAAAUCCAUGUUUUCACUGCUUCGUAUUGUAUCUGCCACCAAAACUGAAUCAGAGCUUCACUUCAGGCCUGAAACUACAUCAAGCUCUCAAUCAUGGGCACUCACUUCUUUGUGUCUCAAAUCAAUGCAAAAAACAGACACAGACACAACUGUAUGUUUUACAACCACUAAAAAGUAACUUUAUCCCUCCACAGACAGUGUUGCCCAUGAUAUUAAUGAUCCAUUACAAAAUACAGACCAUGUGAUCCAGCAGCAAAAUAAGAAAGUAACAGCUUGUCUGUCUUUGGUUUUAAACAUACAGACAGCAGUAUCGUCAGAUUAUGUCCGGAGUUGUAGACCAAUAAUUAUUUAUACAUACAAUUAUAGAUACAGUUUUUUCAAGUUAUUGAAGUUGUGUGUCAUGUGCAAAUGUAUGUUACAGUCUGUGAUUUUGUUUCCGUCAUGCUGAGAGGAUUUGUUUCAGAGGCUUUACCAUCAGACCAAGCGUUACAGACCAGGCGCCUAAGGUCAUUUAAAUAGAGCCUUUUUUUGUAUUAUUGAUACUCUAUAUUUUCUUUCUUCUCUUCUGGUGGUCUCCUUUUCAUCUGCCAAGCAUUAAAUGAAGCUUACUCUACGUCAUAUGAACUUUCAGCUGCCUGAGCUCCAGAUUUUACGCACAAUAAUAAAACCAACCUGCAAGGGAUGUUUAAGAUACUUCACAGUGAAUGAAAACAGUGGUCCUUAUCGCUCUCUGGUCUUUAUCUCUCUUUGCAUGUCUGCUGUUUUCAUCUCUAAAAUUAAGCUAGAUCAGUGGAUAACCACAUUGAUCUGUCUGCUUUGGUUCAAGACUAAAGAAGCACAACUGUUAUCUGCCUUUGAUGAUCUUUUAACUUUUUCUUCAGCAGCGGGUGCAGACUGAAGUUUUUACUUAUCUAGCUGCAAAUCUUAAUGGCCAGCAUUAUACUAAACAAACUUUUUAUCACAUUUCUAAUGGUCAUAUUCUCGAUUGAAGUACUCCCUUGUUCACCCUGCCCAUAGGCUAAGCUACAGUGGCCUUUAAGGACAAAAAGCUUGGUGACACUAUACUUGACACCUAUCUCUAUAACGUUUUAUAAAUAUAUGUAUAAUGCGUUAUAAUCAUGUUAUAGCACUGUAUAGCUAUAUGAUGUGUUAUAAUUUUCUUAUAAACUUGUGAAACUAUCAUUAUAAACACUCAUUAAUUAUCAUAAGGCUUUGUAGCAAUAAGCAUAACACAUUGUAAAACCUGAACUUACAAGUCAUGAUAAAAUGCUUUAUAAUCUGUUAUGAUUAUUGCUAUAAAGCAUUAUGAUCAUUUAUCAGUGUUUAUAACUAACGUUAUACAGUGCUAUAAUGUGAUUAUAACACAUUAUACAUAUAUUUAUGAUGCAUAAUAGAGAGAGGCAUCAAGUAAAGUGUUACCAAAAGCUCCAUGUUACAUAAUAAAUGAGACCCGCUAGUGACCAAAAUCUAUGCCUCGUCUAAACCUUAUCGUACAGCUGUUAAAAAAGUUUAGAGCAGCUGGUUGUUGUUGCUCUAAGUUUUGGAUUGUUAUCAUAAAAGGUGAUCAUCCGCAUACAAGCUCACCUGAUGCUGAUGAGUUUUUCUGAAGAUCGGACACAGAAAGGCAGAAAGAAACUAUAGGAAGGACGCAGAUAACUGAGCUGCUAAAAGAGUAGAGAUGCAGGUGCACUCUCGAUGUCAGUGGGCCCCUAUCCAUGCCAGUGCACGAGGGGAUUUUUAUGGGCCCCUCUCCCUAUUCAGGCUCUGGGUAGUCUCUGUGAAUGCGAAGCAAAACACCUCCUCUUGCUCAAAGUUUUAACUCUUGGCUUGUUAUUGACCACACCAGAGUAUUUGUGCUAAACAGGGUCUAAACUGUGUGUUUAAUCAGGAAUGCUGUAAAAAUUGUGCCGAAUAGCUUAAGCCAUGCUGUACAUACUGAAAUCAUCUGUAUGGUCCAUGUGUUACUCCGCUGCAGAUUUAUUUUGUGCCUUUGAAGUCUGUGGUCACGUCUCAUCGCUGGCAGAUAGAAGUCAUCUGUAAGGUCAGAGAGUUAAGACUUUGAAAUGCACACAUCACAGAUAAACUCCGGUAUACAACCUGAUGAACCUGGAUCUCACAUGUGCCAGAACAUCAGCACCCGGUUCACCCUGUUUUUUAUGUUUUUUUAUGAAGUCACAGGGAUUCCCAACUUAACAAAUCCAAGACACGUUUACGGUCUGCAGCAGUGAAUCAUGACACUUGGAUGUGAUGACAUGUGAAGGCAAAGGUCUGUUAAGGUUUUAAACCAUCCCUCUCUCACCCUGUCUGUCUCUCUUUCCCCGCCAGCCCUGUUUCCAGCUGCGAGCAGAUUAAAAAGAGGAGCAGCUGCUGUGGACAACCUCACUUUUCACAACUCCCUGAAUGAUGUUAACCUGUUAUUUGAGGUGAGAAAAAUAUUUAAAUUAGUUAGAAUUCUGUUAUUCAUCAAUUUAACCUUAAUCUUUUUUUGUCUUUCAUCGAUUAGAUCCUGCUCGCUGGCACACACUUUGAGACAAGUGGGGAGUUUCUGGUGCACGACGCUGAGCUGGCUUCGCUACGCAAGACGAGAAACCUGGAAGUCAUCUGUGAGGAGAUCAUUCCCAGGAACCUAACAGACAUAAUUACACUCAUCUCUAAUCUUUCAAAUCACGCCGGUCACUUGCACCCAGAAGAUUUUGAGCGCACCCUGUUGACGCUGGUGUUCACCGCCCAGCAGAUGGUCAACGGCAACAAACAACAAAGAGAGAUGUGGGCCGAGUCCUUUGUGAGUUUGUACAAAGCCAUCAAGCAGGAUCUGACAGGAGAGAACUGAAAAGAUUUUGACGAUGCACUGGCUCCAUGUUGGAGUUUAUUAUAUACAUAUUAAACAUGUUUUUGUUUUGGAAAAUAUCCUUUGAAAGUGCACUCCUGGUUUCAAUCAAAUGGUUUUUGAAGCAUCUUAAGUAACUGCAGAUUAUAGUGAACGUAUGUGAAACAUCCUGACAAAAAAAACUGUUUAUAAAGUGCAUAGACUGAAGAAAAACAUAAAAAUAUUGACUCUCAAAGGCAUGUUAUUUCAACAAUGAGGUACUGUAUAUACAUGAAAACAGACUUGGAUUUGUAUGCAAUCAUAUUAACAUGAUGGAUUUACUAUAU
Xyrichtys novacula (pearly razorfish) is the source of this 5582-nucleotide messenger RNA. Lineage: Eukaryota; Metazoa; Chordata; Actinopteri; Labriformes; Labridae. The record is from the annotation of a GenBank genome assembly.